AUGAGGCAAAAGGGCCACGACAGCGUUUGCGCGUCGACGAGGACAAAUACGUAUCCGAGCAUCGACGUCGUCUGCCCGCGCACUGUUGGGCUUUGUUCUUCCACUCCUCCGGGUCAAUUGAUUUUGCUCUCUCGGCCAUUCUUUUACAAUGAGGUCGACCUCCGAUUACUGGCCAACGUCAAGCAGGGCCGCUAUCUCGAGCCUCUGGCUCCCACUGGCUUGACCGGGCUCCGAACCCACCCCAACCCACGCCCGACGCUCAUCUUUCUCUACAAGUCUACUCUCGAGAAGCUCAAGGCUUUCCCGGAGACAUCGGUCUACCGUCAGUCUACCGAGGCUCUGACCCGCCACCGUCUACAGAUUGUCGAGUCCACCAAGCCCCCGGGGUUCGAUGAAUGGCUCGAGCGCGUGAAGAAGACAGUCGCUGCUCAGCCGAAGCGCUUCGAACCGGUCCGUCUUCCGGAUGGUUCUUACGCUGCGCGGCAGGAGGGUGACCCCAAUGCUGGCCCUCGCGGCUUGGAGUGGGACGGUGAGGGCAUGGAGCCGAGCACGGAAGGACCGGCGCGAACGGAGGAGGAGCUUGCCCGUUGGCACAAGAUCAUGGAGGAGGUCACGGACCCUGAAAAGAGAGAUUCCGACUUCGAGUCAGACAACAUUCAAUGGGAGAGCGAGCCACCCCUGGAGGCAGACCAGAUUGCUGAGAUCGAGAACAAGAUUGGUGGUGGCUUGAUCGAGGAACUCAUCCAGGUCGCUGAAGGGGAGCUGAAACUCGUGGAUGAAUUGGCAAAGGCCCGAGUGUGGGAGGAGCUCGCUGAGAAGCCUCGACCAGAACAAUGGACUUACUUUGAACGCGAUACGCAUACCCCCGAAAAAUCAUAA
Rasamsonia emersonii CBS 393.64 is the source of this 879-nucleotide messenger RNA. RefSeq names its product NADH-ubiquinone oxidoreductase subunit. The transcript has 4 exons. NCBI's taxonomy places the organism in Eukaryota, Fungi, Ascomycota, Eurotiomycetes, Eurotiales, Trichocomaceae. The record is from RefSeq and is a predicted model, not a curated record. The coding region runs from base 1 to 879 and encodes 292 amino acids. Gene Ontology annotation, biological process: respiratory electron transport chain.